Molecule: messenger RNA, 1059 nt
Organism: Echinops telfairi (small Madagascar hedgehog)
Lineage: Eukaryota; Metazoa; Chordata; Mammalia; Afrosoricida; Tenrecidae
Gene: HIF3A
Product: hypoxia inducible factor 3 subunit alpha
Exons: 9
Coding region: 1-1059 (352 amino acids)
Biological process (GO): regulation of transcription by RNA polymerase II; cellular response to hypoxia
Molecular function (GO): protein dimerization activity; DNA-binding transcription factor activity, RNA polymerase II-specific; RNA polymerase II transcription regulatory region sequence-specific DNA binding
Source: RefSeq, a predicted model, not a curated record
AUGGCGCUUGGGCUGCAGCGCGCAAGGUCCAGCACCGAGCUGCGCAAGGAGAAAUCCCGGGACGCGGCCCGCAGCCGGCGCAGCCAGGAGACCGAAGUGCUGUACCAGCUGGCGCACACGCUGCCCUUCGCGCGCGGGGUCAGCGCCCACUUGGAUAAGGCCUCCAUCAUGCGCCUCACCAUCAGCUACCUGCGGAUGCACCGGCUCUGCGCCGCAGGGGAGUGGAACCAGAUAGGAGCUGGGGGAGAAGCACUGGAUGCCUGCUACCUGAAGGCCCUGGAAGGCUUCGUCAUGGUGCUCACGGCAGAGGGAGACAUGGCUUACCUGUCGGAGAACGUCAGCAAACACCUGGGCCUCAGUCAGCUCGAGCUCAUCGGACACAGUAUCUUUGACUUCAUCCACCCCUGCGACCAAGAGGAGCUUCAAGAUGCCCUGACUCCCAGGCAGAGCCUGUCUAAGAAGAAGCCAGAAGCCCCCACCCAGAGGUGCUUCUCCUUGCGCAUGAAGAGCACCCUCACCAGCCGUGGCCGCACCCUCAACCUCAAAGCAGCCACCUGGAAGGUGCUGCACUGCUCCGGGCACAUGAGAGCCUACAAGCCCCCGGCCCAGAUUUGCUCGCCUGGGACCCCCGACCAGGAGCCCCCCCUGAGGUGCCUGGUGCUCAUCUGUGAGGCCAUCCCCCACCCAGGCAGCCUGGAGCCGCCGCUGGGCAGGGGGGCCUUCCUCAGCCGUCACAGCCUGGACAUGAAGUUCACCUACUGCGACGAGAGGAUCGCGGAGGUCGCCGGCUACCACCCCGAGGACCUGAUUGGCUGUUCUGCCUACGAGUACAUCCACGCCCUCGACUCAGACGCGGUCAGCAGGAGCAUCCACACCUGUAGUUUCCUGCUGACAGGAGCGCCGGCCCACGGGAGCCAGCAGUACCCCAGCACCCACUUCCUGGGCCGGCGGGAGACCCUGGGCCCAGGCCCCUGCAUGCUGCCUCUCUACACGGAUGAGGACGCUGCCCGGCACCUGAGCUGUGUCCUGCCUGCAGCAGCCUUGGCCCAGGUCAACUGA